AUGGAUUCUAUGCACACCUAUGAGACUGAUCUAUCAUCAAUCUCCUUCGCUCCACAGCACGAGUUGGUGGUGGCAGCGCGCUCUGAGAAGGGCGGCAGCUCAGCACACAGCAUAGUUCACGUGACGGUGGCGGAUGUGAACGACAACGAGCCAGAAUUCCUGAAGGAGGCGAUGGAGGCGACGGUGAUGGAGGGAGACAGGGACAGUCACCGUCUUCCCGUAGCGAUCUUUAAGGUGGAGGCUCGGGACGUGGAUGCCGUCGACAAAGGAGGAUUACUGUACAGCAUCAGCGGAGACGGCGUAGACGGCGUGAGCCCUGGAGAGGCUUAUUUCUCCAUCAAACCUGAAACUGGGGACUUGUUUCAAAUGCGGCCUCUGGACCGCGACCCCCCCUACGGCAAAGCAGUGUGGAAGGUGAAGGUGCAGGUGCGAGACGGGCAGAGGCUCCCCUAUUACCAGAUGGGCGGUUCCAGGCGGUCGAGGAUGCCAAAGAGUGGGCACGGGGAAGGGCGCAGAGUGCCACACUACCCACACCCUCCUACGGAUCGUCAGGGAGGGUGGCAUCAGGUCGAAGACGGUGCGGACUUCGAUGACUUCGUGGAUUACAUGAUGGACGGGCCGGCGGAGGGCAGGGGGGAGGGGGAGGGGACGUCGCGAUCCAGGAGCGGUUGGGGAGGGACGCGGGAGAAGACGAGAAUAACAGGCGAAGGGAGGAAGAACAAGGCGAGAGGGGAGAGACGUCACAGAACGAGAAUCGGCGGUGAAAAGGGGUACAAGAAAUACAGGACGCAGUCGAUGAAGAAAAAUAGCAAGGGAAACAGACGGCGCAAGUUACCUAAUAGCUUUCUCGACGGAGAUGGCGACGGCGACGGGGCGGAAGGGAUGAAAAGACCAAAGGUUUUUCGACACUCUGCGAGAAGGAAGCACCAGCAGAUGUCACCAGGCAUCAGGAGGAGACUUUUAUCUCUGGAGGAACUAGUGUCAAGCGAAAAGGGCCGUAACUACAUGGAAGAACUCACGCAGAGCCGGAGAGGAGACGCUAGACACGGCUCGAGGAUACCUUCUAGGAAUGGAACUUGGCGCGCUGUCUUUCCCAACGAAGGUAAUCGCGUCGGUACCAGGUCCUCCAUCCCAGUCAGCCCAAGACGAGAGAAGAACGACCUAAAAUCCUUGAAAUCCUCAUGGCCACUCCCUGACGACCCCCUUUCACCCCACGACCCCCGAGGCAACCCACGGAGACACUCGCGCCGACACAAACGCUACCACGACCUCAGUCUCAACGACCACUGGUAUAUGGACGCCUCAGUGAGCGUGGUGGACUCGAGUGGCUGCCAGGAUUACGGCGUCCCUCUCCCCGGCGCCGACGACCCUGCCUACCACCUGCCGGGCUACGCGAGCGAGGGAGAGCCCAUCACGUGGACGGGAGGCCGAGGGCGCGUGCACGUGGUGGAGGCGGUCGUGACGGUCGUCGUCAAGGACAUCAACGACAACCCGCCGAUGUUCCCCAACGCGACGCUGUUCGGGGAAGUGCAGGAGAACGGACCCAUUGAUCUCUCCGUGACGAUGGUGUCAGCCUGGGACGCUGACGACGAGGCGGAAGGCACCAACGCCCUCGUCACCUACACCAUCGAGAAGAACGUCCUGGACGAGAAGACGGGGCUGGCUAUCUUCACCGUGAACCCCCACUCCGGCCUUAUUCGCACAGCGGUCUGUUGCCUCGACCGUGAAACCACUCCGCGUUACGUCAUUCAGGUCACAGCGACGGACGGAGGCGGUCUCAAAGGCACAGCAUCCGUGGUAGUACAGCUAGCGGAUGUGAACGAUAACUCCCCCCGCCUUACUCGCGAGGUGUGGGAAGUGGAUGUGAAGGAAACCCGAGGCAGAGGACCACCUGAUAACAUAACUUUGCUGCAGAUUUCGACCUUCGAUUCGGACACCUCCAAUUAUUUUUAUUAUCGAGUGUUGGAAGAUAGCGGCUGGGGUUGGCAACACUUCGGCAUGAGGACAGUUGGCAACAUUGGCGAGCUGUACGCCCUGCAACCUCUAGAUUUCGAAGACCCUGCUCACAGAAGGGGCUUCCGCUUCAUGGUGCAGGUCACAGACAGGGGUCGCGGAGGCUGGAAGGACCCGAGGCACACCGACACAGCGUGGAUAAGCAUCACGCUGAAGGAUAUUAACGACAACCCGCCCGAGUUCCGACGCCCGCACGCCCACGUCACAGUGCGCGAGGACACCAUCCCGGGAACUCUCCUGGCUCAUAUCCCCGCCCGUGAUCCUGAUAUGGUGAGGAUUGUGGGUUGUGUGGUGGGUGUAGUGUCGCGUAUGGUGUGGUGUUGA
This is a messenger RNA of Penaeus monodon (black tiger shrimp), 2337 nucleotides long. RefSeq names its product putative neural-cadherin 2. Gene Ontology annotation, molecular function: calcium ion binding; cadherin binding. NCBI's taxonomy places the organism in Eukaryota, Metazoa, Arthropoda, Malacostraca, Decapoda, Penaeidae. The record is from RefSeq and is a predicted model, not a curated record. Gene Ontology annotation, biological process: homophilic cell-cell adhesion. The coding region runs from base 1 to 2337 and encodes 778 amino acids. Gene Ontology annotation, cellular component: plasma membrane; catenin complex. The transcript is spliced from 8 exons.